Molecule: messenger RNA, 2202 nt
Organism: Trichechus manatus latirostris (Florida manatee)
Lineage: Eukaryota; Metazoa; Chordata; Mammalia; Sirenia; Trichechidae
Gene: SORBS3
Product: sorbin and SH3 domain containing 3
Exons: 18
Coding region: 53-2185 (710 amino acids)
Biological process (GO): cell-substrate adhesion
Cellular component (GO): nucleus; cytoplasm; cell-substrate junction
Molecular function (GO): protein binding
Source: RefSeq, a predicted model, not a curated record
AGGACACACAGAGCAGCUGGCACACGCAGAGUCCUCCCACCUUGACCCAAGCAUGCAGUCCCCCGCCUGCAGCCUCCCUGCUGGGCUCAGCCUAGAUGACUUCAUCCCUGGCCACCUCCGAGCCCAUGUCGGGUCAUCCUCCCAUGGGACACGGGUGCCCGUGAUCCGGAAUGGUGGCUCCAACACCCUUAAUUUCCAGUUCCACGACCCCGCACCCCGGACCGUGUGCAACGGGUGUUUCCCACAGAGGAGAGAUGCUUCCCGGCACCCAGACACAGCCUGGUAUCAGACCUGGCCGGGCCCUGGGAGCCGGCCCUCAGGUAGCCUGAAGACCCCUGCCCCCCAGCAUACCCAGAACUGGUCAGCCACGUGUACCAAGGACAGCAAGCGUCGGGACAAGCGCUGGGUCAAGUACGAGGGAAUCGGGCCUGUGGAUGAGAGCGGCAUGCCCAUUGCCCCCCGAUCCAGUGUUGACAGCCCCAAGGACUGGUACCGGAAAAUGUUCCAGCAGAUUCACCGGAAAAUGCCAGGUGGGACACCCUCCCAGGGCCUUCUCCCUGCCAGACUGGGUUUGGGGAGGGAGGGGCAGAAAGGGGAACUCACCUGCUUAGGGAGCUCCUUCGCCGCCCACCCCAGGCUCUGUGGUGAGCAGUCCCUAAAACUGGCCAAAGAAAGGUACUCGGGACCCAGCAGUGGCCUCCAAAGCAUCCUCCAGGACAAUGACCACACACUGUCCCCUGGUAUCCUCCGAGGAAGAAGUUGGGGCCUCUCUGAAGAGUUUUCUGGAAGCACCUUCAACUAUAAUCCUGGAACAUCCUCGUCUCUACUCCGGACCCAAAAUCAGGUGCCCAGACGCCAAGAAAGAGUAGACAGUGUCUGGAAAGAAGACUCCUGGAACCAAUUUCUGCAAGAACUAGAGACUGGGCAGAGACCAAAGAAACCGCUAGUGGAUGAGCCUGUUGAUAAGCCCUCUCAGCCCAUUGAAGUCCUGCUUGAGAGAGAGUUAGCCAAGCUGAGCGCGGAGCUGGACAAGGACCUGCGGGCAAUUGAGACCCGGCUGCCAUCCCCCAAGAGCUCCCAGGCGCCCCGACUGUCCCCAGAGCAGCGACCCCCGGCCCGCCCGGCCUCAGCCUGGAGCUCCAGCUCCCCGCAUGCACUUUACCUGGGUCCCUCCCGAUCCCUGAGCCCCCACAGAAUGGCGGAUGGAGGAAGCCCCUUCCUGGGUCGUAGGGAUUUUGUCUACCCUUCCCCAACCCGAGACCGGAGUGCCUCUGAGCCAGGGGGCAGCCCAGCCAGAAAGGAAGAGAAGAAGAUGAAGGCUGCCAGGCUCAAGUUUGACUUCCAGGCACAGUCCCCAAAGGAGCUGACUCUGCAGAAGGGUGACAUUGUCUACAUCCAUAAGGAGGUGGACAAGAACUGGCUGGAAGGGGAGCACCAUGGCCGGCUGGGCAUCUUCCCUGCUAAUUACGUGGAGGUGUUGCCUGCAGAUGAGAUCCCCAAGCCCAUCAAGCCGCCGACCUACCAGGUGCUGGAAUAUGGAGAAGCCCUGGCCCAGUACAACUUCAAGGGGGAUCUGGACGUGGAGUUGUCCUUCCGCAAGGGGGAGCGUAUCUGCCUGAUCCGAAAGGUGAACGAGAACUGGUACGAGGGCCGCAUCUCGGGCACCGGGCGCCAGGGCAUCUUCCCCGCCACCUACGUCCAUGUGUGCCGUGAGCCCAGGGUCCGGAUCUGUGACGACGGCCCCCAGCUCCCUGGAUCCCCUCGCCUGACUGCCGCUGCCCGCCUGGCCAGUAACCCCAGCUUCUCCUCUGCCCCACGCAGACCAGCUGACCCCACUGACUGGGGAGGCCAGACCUCCCCCCACCGCACCGGCUUCUCUUUCCCCACCCAGGAGCCAAGACCCCAGACCCAGAGUCUCCGCAUCUCUGGGUCAGCUCUGUCCCACCCUCAAGGCACCAGCCAUCCCCUGGCCCCGGGGGCCUCCUCUUCCAGCACCACUCAGAUACACUGGACCCCGUACCGGGCGAUGUACCAGUACCAGCCCCAGAACGAGGACGAGAUGGAGCUGUGGAAGGGGGAUUGGGUGGACGUCAUGCAGCAGUGUGAUGAUGGCUGGUUCGUGGGUGUCUCCCGGAGGACCCAGAAAUUUGGAACAUUCCCUGGAAAUUACGUAGCUCCGGUGUGAGCGGUCUCCGUGGCAAC